Molecule: messenger RNA, 255 nt
Organism: Spirometra erinaceieuropaei
Lineage: Eukaryota; Metazoa; Platyhelminthes; Cestoda; Diphyllobothriidea; Diphyllobothriidae
Source: the annotation of a GenBank genome assembly
AUGAGGAACCAGCCGAAGCCGUCGCGCAAUCAAUCACAACGCCAGUUGAGACAGCAGGUGAAAAUGGCCCUACAAAACGAGACUCCUUCCAAGGACAAUCGGCGUCUGUCUUCGGCGAUUGGCGUCAUCGACUGCGCAUGUCGGCAGCACCAGGACUGGUUUAACGACGACGACGACGACGACGACGACGACGACGACGACGACGACGACGACGACGACGACGACGACGGUCAGAACAACAAGAUGCCCACAUAG